Entamoeba dispar SAW760 is the source of this 303-nucleotide messenger RNA. RefSeq lists its product as uncharacterized. The transcript has a single exon. The record is from RefSeq and is a predicted model, not a curated record. Bases 1 to 303 code for a protein of 100 amino acids. Lineage: Eukaryota; Evosea; Mastigamoebida; Endamoebidae.
AUGCAAUAUACACAACCAAAGUUCAAGCUCUCAGUUCUUAUUCAAGCCACAGCUAAGGAAGUACGAGAACAACUCUCUAGGGCUAUUGACGAGACAGCUGAAAUAGUCUUGUAUGGUCUUGUCUACUGGUUCCGUAUCUGGGACCAUGAAUAUAAUUUAUUUCGGACUAAAUAUUUAAUGAUGUGGCUUGAUUUCUUAAUAAAAGACGUGGAAUCUAAUUUGCUUGAUUCUAAACCAUUGGUUCAUCUUUUAACUCUCAUACGUACUGGUUAUUAUGAACCAGAUAUUGAGCACUUUAAUUGA